Nymphaea colorata (pocket water lily) is the source of this 4543-nucleotide messenger RNA. RefSeq names its product DNA ligase 6. Gene Ontology annotation, biological process: DNA repair; DNA recombination; lagging strand elongation. Lineage: Eukaryota; Viridiplantae; Streptophyta; Magnoliopsida; Nymphaeales; Nymphaeaceae. Gene Ontology annotation, molecular function: DNA ligase (ATP) activity; ATP binding; DNA binding. The record is from RefSeq and is a predicted model, not a curated record.
CUCCCUCUCAGCCUCUCUCUCCUUUCGGAAUGUAAGACCCUGUUCUGCCAUGGCCACCCUGUCUCUUCCUCCUCCCGAAACCCUUGAAAUUGAUUCUUCUUCUUACUUCCUCGCCUGCUUCUCCCGUUCUUCCAUCCUCCGCCCUUCCCAGAACCCUUCACCUCCUCCUCUCUCUGUCAGGAUCCUUUCAGAAGGCUCUUCCCUCCCUCCCUUCCCGCCCAACUUCCCCAAUUCCAAGCGUAUUCCAGACACCCGCUUCGUUGUCGACGGAUUCCGCUCAUCUGGCGCCUUCUCCGUCGCCUACUUCCUCACCCACUUCCACUCCGACCAUUACGCUGGUCUCAGCCCUAACUGGUCCAGGGGCCUCAUAUUCUGUUCGCCGGUAACCGCCAGGCUCUGUGUUGCCUGCCUUAACGUGCUCGAAUGUUUCCUCGUUCCCAUCGAGGUCGGCCGCCCUGUCCGGAUAGAUGGCUGCGAGGUCACUCUGAUUGAUGCCAAUCACUGCCCCGGUGCCGUUCAGGUUCUGGUGAAGGUAUUGGGGUCGGAAGGGCGAGAGAAGAGGUAUGUUCAUACCGGCGAUAUGAGGUUUUCUGAAUCGAUGCUGAGCGAUCCCAUUCUUAAUGAAUUUGUUGGUGCUGAUGCGGUCUUUCUUGAUACUACUUACUGCAAUCCUCGAUUCGUUUUCCCGUCCCAAGAUGAAUCGAUUGAAUACAUAGUGAAAACCAUCGAAAGGAUUAAGGGUAAGGCUUGCGGUGGAAAUGAUGGAGUGGCCGAGCGAGAGUCUGUUCUUUUCCUCAUUUCCACUUAUGUUGUCGGCAAGGAGAAGAUCUUGCAGGAAAUUUCCCGUCGGAUCGGUUGCCGGGUGUUUGUCGACUCAAUGAAAAUGGUGAUAUUGGAUCAGUUGGGAUUGAGCGGGAGUGGGGAAUUCACGGUUGAUGCUUCUGAGAGUGACGUUCAUGUGGUGCGUUGGAAUGAAUUGGGCGAGACAUGGCCUUAUUUUCGGCCUAAUUUCGUGAACAUGAAGAAGGUAUUGGACGAGAGAAAGUAUUCCAGAGCGGUGGGUUUCGUUCCUACGGGGUGGGUUUUCAGUGCUAAACGGGAUGAUUUCAUUGCGAGGAUGAAGAAUUCAUGUGAGAUUCAUCUUGUUCCAUACAGUGAACACUCUAGUUACGAUGAGCUAAGGAAAUAUGUUAGGUUCUUGAAACCGAAGAAUGUCAUUCCGACCGCAGGCAUGGAAAGUGGGAAGAAAUCCAACAGCCCAUAUCAUCGUGAUAUCUGCAAGCAUUUCUCUGGAUUAAUGGACGAGACGGCCAAUAAAGUAGGCUUCUUGGAGGCGUUCCAUUUCAAGGCAUUGAAUAGACAUGAGAAUGGGAAGACCCUAACCAAUUUUAUGAAAGAAGUUGGUGUCUGUUCAGGGAUAGAUAGAAAGCUAUAUGUGCAAAAUGCUUUGGCAAAUCAAGGGGAGGAACUGGAACAUGCGGAGGGUGAAAUGAAAUUUCAUGUAUCUCCUGAGAAAGUUGAGGGGCUUAGUUUGCUAGGUUCUCUUUCCAAUGCACAGUUAGAAGUGACUGGAAAAGCUCCUGAAUGUCCUCCGUCAGAAGUUCAAGUGAUGGUUUCAGACACCGGGAUUACACACAUGAAUGCAGAAACAAGCAUACAAGAACUUCGAGAUUGCUUGCCAGGGUGGGUAACAGUAUCUCAGAUGGUGAAUCUGCUUUCUGAAGCCAAUGGCGAAAUCACUGAAGCAGUAUCCAUUUUUUACGAAAACGAAAGGGAACUGCAUGAUCAGGUUUCUCAAAUUAAAACCAGUCCUAUGCAAGAUGGUGCAAACUCUGCUAGUGACCCUUUACAGAAAUUGGUUCCUGACUCUGGAUUAUGUACCACAUUAGGGCCAAUAGAAACUGACGUGACGGAUGUGUUCUCAAUUAGCAGCCCAAGUCAAUCCACAAAACCUCCCCUGCCCAAACUUAUUAGUCCCAAGAAAAGGGAAACCGUUGGAUCAAAUAGAUCAAAGAAAAAAGGAAGGGUGUCUACAAAUUUGAAGUCAGACAAAUACAAGCAAGUCACAAUUACGAAGUUCUUUGGAAAAGCACAAAAUAAUGUUCCUCAAGAUGGUGGUAUCGAUUGUGAUGUAACUGAUGGAUGUUCAAAGAAUGAGGUCCUCCAUGAUGCAGCCACUGCAGAUGGAGGAAAAGUAUCUCAGCUUGUUCAUAUACUAGAUAGCAAUAUAACUGCACAGCGCGCUACAAUCUUAUUGGAAAAGGCAAACGGUGAUCUUAAUCUUGCUUUGGAUAUUUUCUACAAUUAAUCCACUUGCUUGGUUGAGGAUUUUGAUGGGAAGGUGGGUUCUUGCAGGGCAUUAGAAAAAUUUCAUAUGAUUCCUAGCGAAGCCUCUCCCCGAAAGGAAGAUAGUUGCCAGGAGAAAGUGAUUCAUGUACCUAUUUUACAUGGAAGUGGAAAUAAAUCGCUGGAGGCAUCUACAAGCUUUGUUUCUUUACCUCCUGAAACGUACUUGCCUGUUGAACAUGCAUGUUGGAGUAUUGGGGAACCUGCACCCUAUUUGCAUCUUGCACGCACCUUUGACUUGGUUGAGCAUGAGAGAAGCAGGCUAAAAAUUACCUCCAUGCUGUGCAACAUGUUCAGAAGCUUGCUUGCCUUAUCACCUGAGGAUGUGGUCCCUUCUGUGUAUCUAUGCACUAACAGGAUUGCUCCUGACUACCAGAAUGUGGAGAUGAAUGUGGGUUCCAGUCUUGUAGCGUCAGCAAUAGAAGAGGCAUGUGGAACAAGCAGGUCAAGGAUAAGAGAAAUGUACAAUAGUUUAGGUGAUCUUGGUGAUGUUGCAUUGGCUUGUAGACGGACACAGUCACUUCUUGCACUCCCUCGCCCAGUUUAUAUCCGAGAGUUAUUUUCUAUGCUUCACCAGCUAAGUAAUGAAGCAGGUGGUGGAAGCACUACUCGGAAAAAGAGUCUUAUUGUAAACCUUAUGUGCUCUUGUCGCGAAAAGGAAAUAAAAUUUCUUGUUCGGACAUUGGUGAGGAAUAUGCGUAUUGGUGCCAUGAUGAGAACAGUUCUGCCAGCUCUUGCACAAGCUGUCGUGAUGAAUUCAUUGCCAAGUUCAUCUCCAGAGUUUCUGAGAGUACAACUUCAGAGCAUAUCUGCGGCAAUUGUUGAGGCUUACAGCAUGCUUCCUAAUCUGGAUUUACUUAUUCCUUCAGUCAUCAGCAAAGGCAUCCAAUUUUCAUUGUCGACUUGUAUGGUUCCCGGGGUACCUAUUAGACCAAUGCUGGCCAAAGUUACUAAUGGAGUUUCACAAGCAUUGAGACGGUUCCAAGGAAGAGCUUUUACUUGUGAAUAUAAAUAUGAUGGACAACGUGCUCAAGUUCACAGAUUAAUGGAUGGUUCCAUAAAAGUCUUUUCUCGAAAUGGGGAGGAAACAACUUCAAGAUUCCCAGAUUUGGUUAAGAUAAGCAGCGAGUCUUCUAAACAAGCAGCGGAGACCUAUAUUUUGGAUGGGGAGGUGGUAACAGUUGACAGGAAAAAUGGCAACAUCAUGCCUUUUCAGCUGUUGUGUUCACGGGAGAGGGGUGGAAGGGGUUCCUCAGUUGAGAUUGACAACAUUAAGGUUGAUAUUUGUAUCUUUGUGUUCGACAUCAUGUUUGCAAAUGGUGAACGGUUGGUGGGAUCUCCUCUACAUUUAAAGGACUUGUUCUAUGAUGCAAAAGUUGGAUACUUUGAAUUUGCUCAGGAAAUGACGUGUGCUGCUUGCUUCAGGUAUAGUCCUUUUCUCAUGGCAUGUUAUAAUGCUGAUUCUGAAGAGUUUCAGAGUGUGUGCCGUGUCAUGUCUGGAUUUUCAGAUUCUUUCUACAUGGAGAUGAAGGAAUUUUUUUCUGAUGAAAAGAUCUUAUCAAAAAAGCCUCCGUACUACCACACGUUGGAGGUGCCUGACGUUUGGUUUUCAACUGAGCUUGUUUGGGAGAUAAGAGGUGCAGGUGAGGAGUGUGGUACCUAUGUUUGUGUGCAUUCAUAUGAAGCGAAAUGCCAUGGGCAGUUUUAUUUGUUAGGAGCAGAUAGAUCAGUUUUGGGCGAUGUUGACAGCAAAGCGUCAGACAAUGGAGGCAAUGUCAUCGAUAAAAGACCCGAAGACUGUAGCACAACUUCAGAUAUAGCUGAUUUGUUUAGCUCUCAGGCCAGAAAAGUAGAAUUUGAUGCCAAUGAGUGAAAUUUUGAGGUUGAAUGGGAUUAUGGGACUAAUGCUGUGAUUGUAACCCAGUGGGCAAUUUUGUACAUGGUUGUAAGCAGUAGGUAGCAUAAUUAGUUGAGACUUUGCUGGAUUUCGGGCUGGCAGUUCUUUUCUAGUUUGUUGGGCUCAAUCCCAUGGUUACAGGGCUUCGGGUGUUUUUUCUUGUAUAGUUUUUCUGGAAUUGAUCCCAUGUCAUUACAUUGCAGUCGGAAAUUCUGUAUAUUGGUUAAGAUAGAUCACAUGCUUAGGGCAGUGGGUGAUUUUGUAUAUAGCAGUAGGUCUCUCCAAUUCGGUCUUGGGACC